AUGACGUCGCGCCAUGAAACGCGAGCUGAGAAACAAGCAUUCCUGGAGCAACUUAGUCGAGCGCACGAUGGCGACCGCUUGCGGAUUUUGAAGGAGCACCAGCAGUAUCUGAACGGCCAGCGCCCGACGGACGCUGACUUCUCGUCUGCGCGCAAACAGACUUCACAGCAGGGCAGACAACCACGCGCUUGGGUCCCACCAACUGGAAAAGACGCAUCGUAUAUGCGUGCCAACAAGCACUCUGCAUUGAUGACCCGUCGUGCACUAGCCGCAAAGACAGUGGCUGGGUCUGACAAGAAGCGACUUGGCCCGAGGAAUAAACUAGUGGAUGAGCCGUCGGACGAAGAUGAAGACUACGAAGACGACGAAGAAGGAGACGAUGAUGAAUGCGAAGACGAGGGCUACGGCAGCGCUGGCUUCUAUGCUGAGUCACAAAAAGGGUCCGAGGCCGAAAUGAUGCUACACGAGGCAAAGACUUCGAAAGCUUCGCGAAAGAAAUCCACAGUCGCAACGAAGGAGGCAAGUAAGGCCACAGCAGCUGCGAAGAAACCGAGGAAGAAGAGCGCACGUACGCUAGCAAAAGAAGUAAGAGAAGCCGCAGUUGCUGCUGCAAAGGCGGCCAAGGUGAAAGCGGCGCAAGACAAAGCCACAGAGCAGCAACGUGCUGGGAAGGAAGCAAAGUCUGCAGCUCGUAAGCGCUUGGAAGGGAAGAACAAGAGGCGGAAGACAGCAACGGCAAUGGGAUCGAACUCACCAAAACGCUGGGGAUCACCACACAUAGCAACGAAUGACAGUGAGGAAAGCUCGGAUAGCCGCCGAGCUGAGCGUGCUGUCACACCAGCUACUUCGGGAGCGAACUCCGACCUGGCUACACCUGCAAGUCUUUUACUACGUACCACCACCCACGGCGAGACUAGCAGACCACAGCCAACGGCAAGAAUAGCAGACCCGCUACCACGGAGUGCGCCGUCUACAGCGCAUGAUGGCCCUCCAUUGCCUCAACCUGCUGAAUCAUCAGAAUUCCGAUUGUGA
This is a messenger RNA of Phytophthora nicotianae INRA-310, 1032 nucleotides long. RefSeq lists its product as hypothetical. The record is from RefSeq and is a predicted model, not a curated record. Bases 1 to 1032 code for a protein of 343 amino acids. The transcript has 4 exons. Lineage: Eukaryota; Oomycota; Peronosporomycetes; Peronosporales; Peronosporaceae.